This is a messenger RNA of Eufriesea mexicana, 2595 nucleotides long. RefSeq lists its product as uncharacterized. Gene Ontology annotation, molecular function: serine-type endopeptidase activity. NCBI's taxonomy places the organism in Eukaryota, Metazoa, Arthropoda, Insecta, Hymenoptera, Apidae. The record is from RefSeq and is a predicted model, not a curated record. Gene Ontology annotation, biological process: proteolysis. The coding region runs from base 49 to 2595 and encodes 848 amino acids. The transcript is spliced from 13 exons.
ACAAGUGUAAUAGUCGGAGGUUACGAGGAUAGAAGAGAAUCGUAUGUCAUGAUGACACUGUCACGACUUUUACUGUCGACGACGAUAUCGAUAAUCUUCUUAUUUCUUCUAAACAAUCCAAGGUUUUGUAAUGCGCAAUUCGAAGGAGAUGCAUGCAAGGUCGCUGAUGUGCCAGGUACUUGUUUGCGUCUUCAAAACUGCUCAUCGGUUUAUGAAGAAUUAUUGAAGGGAAAUGCUCCACAGAGCAUGUGUGGAUAUUUUAGUUUUGAACCUAUCGUAUGCUGUCCACGUGAGAACGAGGUACCUACGACUACUACCACAACUACAACUACGACUACAACUACACCUGCACCAACACCUUCUAAAAAUGAAAGACCUUUUAUUGAUGAUGGCAGAGGAGCUAAAGCAAGAGCAAAAUGUGAAGAAUAUGCCAGAUCUGUAUACGUAACUGAAAUUCCACCAACUUUAUCGGUUAACAAAGCGCCUGUAAACAUAUCUUUGUGUGCAAUCAAAACUCGCAAACUUGUCGUUGGUGGUAAAAAGGCUGAACCAAAGGAAUUUCCGCAUAUGGCUGCGGUUGGAUACAACAUUAACGAUGGCAGUAUUUCUUGGCUAUGCGGUGGUACAUUAAUUUCAGAAAGAUUCGUCGUAACCGCUGCUCACUGUACCUACAAUAUAAACACGGGUACCGCAAAUUGGGUACGAUUAGGUGAUUUGAGUCUCAACAGAGUAGAUGAUGACGCAAAGCCAGAAGAUUACAAAGUGAUCCAAAGAAUAAGACAUCCCAGAUAUAAACAACCAUCCGAAUACCAUGAUAUUGCGCUUCUUAAAUUAGAAAGAGACGUGAAAUUUAACGCAUGGAUAAGACCUAGCUGUUUACCAUAUUCUCUACCGGAUACGGGUACUGAUGGUAAAGCAACUGCAACCGGAUGGGGAAGAGUCGACUGGGCUGGGGACCAAUCGGACGAUUUACUCAAAGUCACAAUUAAUUUGGUGCCCCAAAACGAAUGCAACAGGACAUUUACUCAAGGUUCGGUAGAUUACAAACUAAGAUUCGGUAUAGUGGAGAAUUGGCAAAUUUGUGCUGGUGAAUUUGGAAAAGACACCUGUCAGGGUGAUAGCGGAGGACCUCUUGUAAUCUUAAAUGAACAGUACAACUGCAUGUAUAGUUUAAUCGGUGUAACGAGUUUAGGAAAACUGUGUGGUAGCAUUAUUCCCGGUGUAUAUACUCGCGUUUACAACUAUGUUACAUGGAUAGAACGUGAAGUUUGUCACUUCGUUGAGGAUAACGUGUCACGAACUAUCGAUAAAUACGUUUCGGAUAAAAACUCGAACUCGUUCGAUAAUUUCUCCCAAUCUACUUCAUAUAAAAAUACUACAUUACGAAUACGGAUACCGAAACUUUGUCUAACAAUGGGACUGUCACGAUCAUGGUUGAUAAUAAUAAUAAUGUUAUUUAUGUUACAUUUUUUACAGAAUUCUGCUACACUCUGUAAUAAACAAUACGAAGGAGACACAUGUACCCGAGAUGGUAAACAAGGAAUUUGCACACGUUUGGCGCAAUGCCCAUCAAUUUAUAAGAAUAUGUUAAUAAGACAAUUUCCACAUUGUGCGUGCGGAUACAUACAUUUUGAACCUGUUGUAUGCUGUCAAAAAGAAAGCAAAUCAACAUUAAGAAACUCUAGCGUAUACAAUCCAUAUCGCAUUAACCACGGUGCUAAAGCAAAAGCAAAGUGUCAAGAAUACGGAUCGAUGCCACUCCAACCAAUCAAUACGUCAACAAGUAACAUAACUAUUACGAAUAACGGUACUUGGCCUAUUUUACUACGCAAAUUGAUCACCAAUGGUGUGAAGACGAUGGACAAGGAAUUUAAAUUUAUGGCUGCAAUUGGAUACGGUUCAAUCAAAAAUGACAUUUCUUGGCAAUGCGGUGGCACUCUAAUUUCAGAGAGAUUUGUUGUAACAGCAGCGCAUUGCAUUUAUAAUGUAAACUGGGGCAGUGCAACUUGGGUACGCUUAGGUACGAACAAGCUUUCGGAUUCAAAUAACAAUAAGAAUGCAAAAACUUAUCGGAUUAUUGAAAGAAUCAGGCAUCCACAAUACAAACAACCGUCUUACUAUCACGAUAUCGCGCUUCUUAAAUUAGAAGUAGACGUGGAAUUCACUUUGUGGAUAAGCCCCUGUUGUUUGCCGUAUUCUUUACUAGAUGUCGGUAGCAACGGUAGGGCAACUGCUAUGGGAUGGGGACAUACUGAGUGGGCCGGAGAGGGUUCGAAUGAAUUGUUAAAAAUCACAAUUGAUUUAAUAUCUCAUUCGGAAUGUAACAAGGUAUAUAGUAGUAGUGGAAAGGAUGAUAAAUUGGAAUUUGGAGUCGUGGAUAAUUGGCAGAUCUGUGCCGGUGGGGAUGGGAAAGAUACGUGUCAGGGCGACAGUGGUGGACCUUUGGUGACUCCUAAUAAGGAUUAUAAUUCCAAGUAUACUUUAAUCGGUGUAACAAGUUUAGGAAAAUUUUGUGGUAGUAUUAUCCCUAGUAUAUAUACUAAUGUGUACAAUUAUAUUUCAUGGAUAGAAAAUAUAGUUUGGCCAGAUCCGUGA